This is a messenger RNA of Astyanax mexicanus (Mexican tetra), 1343 nucleotides long. RefSeq names its product CLN5 intracellular trafficking protein (gene cln5). Lineage: Eukaryota; Metazoa; Chordata; Actinopteri; Characiformes; Acestrorhamphidae. The record is from RefSeq and is a predicted model, not a curated record. Gene Ontology annotation, molecular function: hydrolase activity, acting on glycosyl bonds. Gene Ontology annotation, cellular component: lysosome; lysosomal membrane. The coding region runs from base 119 to 1135 and encodes 338 amino acids. The transcript has 4 exons. Gene Ontology annotation, biological process: lysosome organization.
CGGUUUUGGCCUCGUGACAUACUUGUUGCAGUACCACGUGCCCUCAGUCAUUUAGCAAAAGCAAAACAAGGAAGUGAGUGGACGGAGUGGAGGAAAGUUUCGCUGCACGGAGUCCAGCAUGAACACGGGCCUGAAGAUGAGUCCAGCACGCUGUUUUUACUCACUUCUGCAGAUCUGCUUUCUAGCCCUGAUCAGCUCUGAUCAGAGUGUUUAUGGGACUCAAGAUUGGCCUGUUCCUUACAAGCGAUUUGACCGUCGUCCAGUCACUGACCCAUACUGUCAAGCUCUCUACCCCUUCUGCCCCACCGGAGACCCUGAUGGUCGUAUUCCCUACAUGAGGGACUCUGAUGUGAUCUCUGUGUUUCGGCUGCAGACUCCAGUGUGGGAAUUUAAAUACGGGGAUCUCUUGGGAAAAUUUCAUAUAAUGCACGAUGCCAUUGGUUUUUCCAGCUCAGAGACAGGAAGAAACUAUACUAUGGAAUGGUAUGAGCUUUUUCAGCUUGGAAACUGCACUUUUCCUCAUUUACGAAAGGACACAGCAGCUCCUUUUUGGUGUAAUCAAGGCGCUGCAUGCUUCUAUGAGGGCAUAGAUGACGAGCACUGGCGACAAAAUGGAACACUGGAGAAAGUGGGAGAAAUGUCAGGUGAGCAGUUUAACAAUCUGGCACGAUGGGUUCAGGAGGACAAUGAGACAGGGAUUUAUUAUGAGACAUGGACAGUGCGCUCAGACCCAGGGCUCAACUCCACAACAUGGUUUGAAUCAUAUGACUGCUCACAGUUUGUACAUCGCACAUACAGGAAAAUCAAAGAGCUGGGAGCCAAGCUCUCGAGCAGAAGUCAGACAAACUAUACCAAAAUAUACCUGUACAGCGGAGAGCCGACCUACCUCGGCGACGAUGACUCUAUCUUCGGCCAGUCCUCCAUGAAAGCUCUGGCUACAGAUAUUAGAGAGUUUUACCACUCUUUCCAGCCUCAUCAAUCAAUGAUUCAGUUCAUCCUCAGUCUGAUGGAAGCCUACAAAAAAGUAGUACUGGAGAAGACAUUCUAUUUGUACUACAACUUUGAGUACUGGCACCUGCCAAUGAAGGCACCGUACAUCCAAAUUACUUACGAGGAAGUUCCUUUACCACAUUAAGACUGCAUUUUUUACAUGAGGAUUUUGUUGACUGUGAUUAUCCAAUGAAGUCUGACUAACUACGGAUUAAAAGGCUCAUACUUUACAUAUUUUUCUAUGGCUUCAUCUACCAAACCAGUUAUUCAGUUUGUUGUUUGUUUGACCAGUCAUUGCUUAUUUUAUUGAGACUUAUGAAAUGAAUGCAUGAUAUUAAAUGGUUUUUCCCAGA